This is a messenger RNA of Clonostachys byssicola, 1485 nucleotides long. The record is from the annotation of a GenBank genome assembly. NCBI's taxonomy places the organism in Eukaryota, Fungi, Ascomycota, Sordariomycetes, Hypocreales, Bionectriaceae.
AUGACACACGCGCCGGAAUCCCCCAAGAUGGCUGAAUCCAAGGCAGACGCGGCCAUUGUGAGCGAAUUGGCGCCUCCGUCCAGCCUCAAGGAUGCCAGCCUCGAAGAAAAUGGAGGUGACAUCAUAUCGUCAACGGCCUACCGCAACAUUAUCCGGCGCAUUGAUCGACGACUGAUCAUUACUACUGGAUUCAUGUACUGCGUCAGUCUCAUUGACCGAACAAAUAUUGGAUCUGCCAACAUUGCUGGCAUGUCUGUCGACCUUGGCCUUGAUGUUGGAUAUCGUUAUUCAUUGAUUGCCCUUGUCUUCUUCAUCUCCUUCAUUCUCUUCGAACCUCCCGCGACUGUCGCCUGUCGAAAAUUCGGAGCCAAGCUCUUUCUGCCUGGAAUCACCCUCGCAUGGGGCAUCUUGCUGGUUGGAUUCGGAUUUCCCAACAGCUGGCAGGCUUUGACUGGGCUGAGAUUUAUCCUGGGAAUCUUGGAGGGAGGAUUUCUUCCUUGCUGCAUCUAUCUCAUUUCCACAUGGUACACACGAUAUGACCUUCAGAAGCGCAUCACUGUCUUUUAUGCCAUUGGUUUCUUCUCUUCUGGCCUGGGAGGAAUUCUUGCCUAUGGCUUGAUGCAGAUGGAAGGAGUUGGUGGUCUCAGGGGUUGGAGAUGGAUUUUCAUCAUUGAGGGCCUGCUCACGAUUGUUAUCUCGAUUAUCAGCUUCUUCACCAUCCUCGAUUUCCCCGAUCGAGCCUACCUCAAGUCCAGUCUGCUUACCAAGGAGGAGUGUGACCUGGUCAUGGCGGCUAUCGACGCUGAUAGAAGCGACGCUGCAGACGAGCCUUGGGAUUUCAAGAAGUGGAUUUCUUCAGGAAAAGAUCCCCUCAUCUAUGGUUAUGCCCUCAUCUUCUUUGGUUUGACAGCUAUUACUUACGCCGUGGCCUACUUCCUGCCCAUCAUUCUGCGAAACCAGAUGGGUUUCUCACUUGCCGCUUCACAGUGCCUCAUCGCGCCUCCAUAUUUCGCCGCAGCUUGCUGGAUGUAUCUCACUGCUUGGAUUAGCGACAAGUAUCGCAUCCGUGGGCCCAUCAUGAUCUUCAACACACUGGUUGGCACUGUUGGACUCUGCCUUAUGGGCUUUGUCAAGAACUCUGGCGUUGCUUACUUUGGUGUUUUCCUCAUCUGCUGCGGUUUCAACACAAAUAUCCCAGCUUGCAUGACUUAUCAGUCAAACAAUAUUCGUGGACAAUGGAAACGCGCCUUUUCUUCAGCUACGCUGAUCGGAACAGGUGGUAUCGGUGGUAUCGCCGGCUCCCUCAUGUUCCGUAGCCAGGACGCUCCCGCCUAUCGACCGGGAAUGUACGCCUCCAUCGGCUGCGCUGUGCUGACGCUGAUCGUCAUCUGUUUCAACACGUGGUACUUCAAGAGGGAAAACGCCAAGGCGGACCGUGGCGAGAAGGUUCUUCAGGGCCACCCUGACUUCAGAUACACUGUGUAA